Saxophila tyrrhenica is the source of this 975-nucleotide messenger RNA. RefSeq lists its product as uncharacterized. The transcript has 4 exons. The coding region runs from base 1 to 975 and encodes 324 amino acids. The record is from RefSeq and is a predicted model, not a curated record. Gene Ontology annotation, biological process: carbohydrate metabolic process. Gene Ontology annotation, molecular function: hydrolase activity, hydrolyzing O-glycosyl compounds. Lineage: Eukaryota; Fungi; Ascomycota; Dothideomycetes; Mycosphaerellales; Extremaceae.
AUGAUCCCUUCGACUUCCCUCCAGGCAGCUGCGCUGUCUGCGCUUCUUCUCGGCGCCGGCGCCUCGCCUAUUAUCUCACCUAUCAAAAGGCAAACGAUUGAGCCAGCUAUCGCCAAAGACUUCCCUGAUCCGAGUGUCAUGCAGGCAGCUGAUGGACGAUACUAUGCAUACGCUACCGCCGGCAAUGGGGUCCAGUGUCAGGUGGCAGUCUCAGAUAACGGAGUUGAUUGGACACUGCAAGAAGGCCACGAUGGCAUUGCCGGCAUUCCUUGGUCUCCAGAAAACCCUCAGGUUUGGGCUCCGGAUGUCACGCCAGGGAGCAACGGUGUCUACAAUAUGAUGUUCUCGGCCAUUGCUUCUUCGACUGGUGAUGCAGCAAAGCACUGCGUUGGUUUUGCUACUUCUACGGAUCCGCUGGGUCCAUUCCAGCCCCAAGAUGACCCUUGGGUAUGCGACGAGGACACCGGAGACAUCGACCCGGACCAGUUCCUCGAUGAGGAUGGAAGCCGGUGGGUUUUGUGGAAAGUAGACGGCAACAGUGCUGGUCACGAUAGCACGCCGAUCAUGAUCCAGCAGGUUGAGGAUGAUGGAUACUCCAAGAUUGGCACACCCACGAAGAUUCUUGACAGAGACGAAGCCGACGGUCCGUUGGUCGAGGCGCCUAGUCUGGUGAAGGUAGACGGCACCUACUACCUGACGUUCUCCUCGAACAUGUACGACUCUCAGUACUACGACACCUCGUACGCAACAUCGGAUUGUGUGGCCUGCUCUUACACCAAGGCUCAGGCUCCGGAUGCGCCUCUCAUUGUCACCAACGACAACUACUAUGGACCCGGUGGCGCCGAUAUGCUCGUGGUGGCAAACAACCAACUCAUCCUUUGGCAUGGCUGGGACAGCGAGGAGAAGAAUGCCAGAUAUCUGUUCGCAUCUUCCAUGAAUGUCGGGGACGGCAAGAUCCAGAUUUACUAUGGCUGA